Ostrinia nubilalis (European corn borer) is the source of this 582-nucleotide messenger RNA. Its product is annotated as coiled-coil-helix-coiled-coil-helix domain-containing protein 7. Gene Ontology annotation, biological process: mitochondrial respiratory chain complex assembly. The coding region runs from base 118 to 378 and encodes 86 amino acids. NCBI's taxonomy places the organism in Eukaryota, Metazoa, Arthropoda, Insecta, Lepidoptera, Crambidae. The record is from RefSeq and is a predicted model, not a curated record. The transcript has 3 exons. Gene Ontology annotation, cellular component: mitochondrion.
CUGUCAAAAGUGUCAAAAUCAGUCAACAAAACAAAAAAACAGGAUUUCCAUCCAAUACCCCAAAACCAUAUAAAAUCAAUAAAAUUAAUGUAAAAAGGACAUUGUUCAGACACAGAUAUGACUAAAUUAGUAAACAAAGAUGCCGCGAGGUUAAAUCCAUGCUUAAAGGAGCAAGAGCAGUCGUAUCAGUGCCUGAACAAAAAUGGAUUUGAUCAGGCUAAAUGCGAGGUCUACUUCGAUAACUACAAUAUCUGCAAAAAGUUCUGGGGCAAAGUGUACCAAGACAGAAAAUCCAAAGGAUUACUACCAUACAUACCCGACAUAGAUGAUAGAGAGAGAAUCAAAGAAGAGUACAAGAAAUCUGUAAGAUUUACUUAAUUGAAUUCCAGACAAGAUACAUUUGUAUACCUACUUUGGAACAUGUAAAUAAAGACCGAUUUAAUAUUGAAUAAAAAUACUAUUCAAUGUUUAAUCUCUACCAAGCCAACUAAGAAAUAUUUUAUUAUUAUAGUCAGUUUAAACUUUGGGGGCAUUUGCAAUAGUUUUAAGUAUUUUUAACUGAAUACACUAAUUUAUACAGAA